UUAAAUCCCCACUAAAGAAAAAUUUUAAAAAAUGCUAGUUGCAGAUUUUCAAUCCACUGGACUUUAAAAAGAAAUAGAUUCUUUAAUGAGUAGUUGUAACGAAAAUUGUAAUAGUUAAUUGAUGGCAGGAAAUACGAAUUGAUUUAUACUGGUUUGAAGAUUCUGGCUUGAGAGGAAAUGCAACUUUACGGGAGAAGACGACUCAAAGGUGUCAGGAACAAUUUAUUCACAAGGCAAAAUAUCUUCAACGUCUCUCCAAAACUUCAAGGGCAGAAUGGGUAUCUGCUGAGAUGGUAAAAUGUCCAGUGGGCAUGAAAUAUUUCACCAGAUCUCACUUGCCGGGGAAAAAAAGCCAGUGAACGCGACCCACGAAGCCGACUAGAUCGUGCUCUCGGCCUCAGAUUGGUCGAGCCUGUUUGGGCUGCAGAAAAAGCGGAAGCGCGCUUUUCAAAGUCGUCCCACCAUCGAUGAAGACAGGCCACUUCCGGCGUAGCCAUGGCGGCUAACGCUACUACCAAUCCGUCGCAGCUGCUGCCGUUAGGUAAUCGCCGUCCUUUGGGGAGCAGUAAUAGGGAGCGGACGUUCAGGAUUGGGGGCCGAGGGGCUGUUCCGAGGGGAAAUGUAUAAGACCAAAUGCGGUUCGACUCUCGGCUCCAAGUCUUCGCGACAGCAGGCCGCCCCUGCUCUUUAACGUGGUCGGGCUCCUCCAGGCAAGGACUUUGACUCCUCAAACCAGACCGUCACUGAAAAAGGUCCACAUUUAGUGAACGCGUCGUCGGCCUCCUUUGUUGUGAGCCCACCUCUGCAGUGUUAUAGAGCUUGUGGACAAAUGUAUAGGAUCAAGAAUUCACAUCGUGAUGAAGAGUGAUAAGGAAAUUGUUGGUACUCUUCUAGGAUUUGAUGACUUUGUCAAUAUGGUACUGGAAGAUGUCACUGAGUUUGAAAUCACACCAGAAGGAAGAAGGAUUACUAAAUUAGAUCAGAUUUUGCUAAAUGGAAAUAAUAUAACAAUGCUGGUUCCUGGAGGAGAAGGACCUGAAGUGUGAAUGAGUUUCCUCGACUUAAGAUUUUGUUUUGUCUUAUAAUGACAAGAAAAUGGAAUUUUUUUUUCCCACUUUCUAAUGUUUAAAUCCAAUAAAGCUAAGUUUCCCGUUAAAGGGAAGUGCUUUGAAGAUGUGUACCCAUUUUUGUAAGUUAAUCAUGAUUAUCCUGGAAAAAGAAGAAAAGAGCUUCUUCUUUGUAGAUGAAAAUAAAGGUGUUUUUGGUUAA
Messenger RNA from Nomascus leucogenys (northern white-cheeked gibbon), 1269 nucleotides. It is a transcript of the gene LSM5, whose product is annotated as LSM5 homolog, U6 small nuclear RNA and mRNA degradation associated. Gene Ontology annotation, molecular function: RNA binding. Gene Ontology annotation, biological process: mRNA splicing, via spliceosome. Lineage: Eukaryota; Metazoa; Chordata; Mammalia; Primates; Hylobatidae. The record is from RefSeq and is a predicted model, not a curated record. Gene Ontology annotation, cellular component: U4/U6 x U5 tri-snRNP complex; Lsm1-7-Pat1 complex; U6 snRNP.